AACAUCUAUAUUGUUGCGCUAACUGUUAAUGUUGUUGAUUGCCAAUUAAGACAGAUGAGUUGUUAGUAUAGCUGAAAUGGACUUAUUUGUAUAAUUUAGUGCCAAUAUGGCUUCAAUACAGCACCCCCGGUCUAUCUUCCAGGGUUAUACACAAUAUUGGAAGAUCAUGUACCACUAUGUUUGUUUACAAUAAGCUGCACUGAGGUCAGAAGGCAAUCACGUUUAUAUGAAGACACCAUGGAGCUGGCACGAGAUAUGGGUGGGAAAACGUACCUCAAUGCAGGGAUGGGAUAGGCCAUUGGACCUUUAUCUACACUAUGAUCAAGAUUGAAAUACUGCUAGUUUUCCAGAAAACAACCCUUUUUGCCCUCAUGCUAGCUAGCAGUCGCUACCGGGGCCAUUUUGGAAUGGCCGUGUCAACCAACCAACUCCUUUGUUCAAUGCAACGUGCCAUUCCAUAACAGCAGCUGAUAACUAGCAUGAGGAUGAAAAGGGCAGUUAUCCGGGAAAACUAGCAGUACUUCAAUCUUCUCGAUGGAGUAGUGUGGAUAAAGGUACAAUUUGGAGUUCAGUGGCAUAUCCCAUCCCUGCUUUGACGUAUGUUUCCCAACCCACGUCUAGCACCAGCUCCACACUGUCUUAAUGAAGAGCUGAUAAAGGAUGGUCUUUAAAAAAUGUAAUAGGGCGCGCCAACUAAAGGUGUUAACCAUCCACAUCUCUCAAGCCAACUGGUGCACUGUACCAGGUGCUCUUAAAUAUCCUUAGUACCAGCAAAGGUGAAACGCCUUCUGACUAACGAGAUGACAAGCCAGCACAGGUGUAACACAUACUGACUAACGAGGUGACGUCCAACCUCGAAAUCUAAAUGGGAAAACCAAAGCCUGUAACAAUGUGAUAUGAGAGUAGAGGGAUUUAUGUUUCUAGAACUGUGCUGCAAUUGAGAAUAGUUUCAUGUUUGGAUGCACUAUUUGUCUUGCUUCCAGAGCCAAUUCACCUUUAAGCAGAACAUCUAAAGUCCUUUGGUGAACUUCUAAAAAUACUGAAUAAGUUCUACAAGAGGAACGAGAUGCAAAAAAUUGCUGCGGAUCAAGGUCUCGAUGCUCGUCUCUUUCACCAAGCCUUCAUCAGUUUUCGGAAGUAUGUGCUGGAAGUCUCUACACUCAGUGCAGACCUUCAUAUCAUCCUCAAUGAUAUAUGCUGUGGAGCAGGCCACAUAGAUGACCUUUAUCCUUACUUCAUGAGACAUGCCAAGCAGAUUUUCCCCAUGCUGGACUGCAUGGAGGAUCUACGAAAAAUCAGUGAUCUGCGUGUACCAGCUAAUUGGUACCCUGAGGCUCGAGCUAUACAGAGGAAGGUGAUAUUCCAUGCCGGUCCGACCAACAGUGGAAAGACCCAUCAUGCAAUUCAGAGAUACCUGGCUGCCAAGUCUGGUGUCUACUGUGGACCGCUGAAGCUGUUGGCCCACGAGAUCUUUGAAAAGAGCAACACUGCUGGCGUGCCAUGUGAUUUGGUGACAGGAGAAGAGAGAACAUUUGUGGAUGCAGAGGGGAGACAAGCUGAGCAUGUGGCCUGUACUAUCGAGAUGUGCAGUGUCACAACUCCAUAUGAAGUAGCGGUUAUUGAUGAGAUCCAGAUGAUUAGGGACUUUUCGAGGGGAUGGGCCUGGACCAGGGCUCUUCUCGGUUUGUGUGCUGAGGAGAUCCAUGUGUGUGGAGAGUCUGCUGCGAUUAACUUUGUCACAGAACUCAUGUACACAACAGGUGAAGAGGUGGAGGUUCGUAACUACGAGAGGCUCACUCCGUGUUCAAUUCUGGACCGUGCUGUGGAGUCUCUGGAUAACCUGAGACCAGGCGACUGCAUCGUCUGCUUCAGCAAAAACGAUAUUUACUCCAUCAGUAGGCAGAUCGAGAUCCGAGGCCUGGAGUGUGCAGUCAUCUACGGAAGCCUUCCACCUGGGACCAAGCUAUCUCAAGCAAAGAAGUUCAAUGACCCAGAGGACCCAUGUAAGAUCCUGGUUGCAACGGAUGCCAUUGGGAUGGGACUAAACCUGAGUAUCAAGAGAAUCAUCUUCAACUCCUUGGUGAAACCCAACAUCAAUGAGAAGGGUGAGAAGGAGCUGGACACCAUCUCCACGUCUCAGGCUCUCCAGAUCGCCGGGCGGGCAGGACGCUUCAGCUCCAUCUUUAAAGAGGGCGAGGUCACCACCAUGCACCGCGACGACCUGCCUAUCCUCAAGGAGAUACUCAGCAGGACCGUCCAUGCCAUCGAGAUAGCUGGGCUGCACCCUACAUCAGAGCAGAUUGAAAUGUUUGCCUACCACUUACCUGAUGCCACCCUGUCCAAUCUGAUAGAUAUAUUCGUGAGCCUCUCCCAAGUUGAUGGUAUGUACUUUGUGUGCAACAUUGAUGACUUCAAGUUUCUGGCUGACAUGAUCCAGCACAUUCCCCUCAACCUGCGCUCUCGAUAUGUGUUCUGCACUGCACCCAUCAACAAGAAGCAGCCCUUUGUGUGCACCUCCUUCCUGAAGUUUGCCAGACAGUUCAGCAGAGAUGAGCCUCUGACCUUUGACUGGGUGUGUCGGCUCGUCAGCUGGCCCCUGGUCCCACCCAAGAACAUCAAGGACCUGGUGCACCUGGAGGCUGUCCAUGAUGUGUUAGACCUCUACCUCUGGCUCAGCUAUCGCUUCAUGGACAUGUUCCCGGAUGCCAAUCGUGUCCGAGAGAUCCAGCAGGAGCUGGACAGCAUCAUCCAGUUGGGCGUGCGCAACAUCACACGACUCAUCCGAGCCACGGAGACCAGCGCCACCCCUGGGACAGACCCCCUCUCCAACCAGAGGAGGCCGGGGCCCAGCCCAGUAUCCCCAAGGAAGGUUCGAGGAGCUCCCAAAGCCCAGGACAGUGGAGUAGAGGCUGGGCAGCUGGACAAGUCCCUAGGCUCCCGCCUAGUGCAGGAGGGCUUACUGACUCCCGACCUCCUAAGGCAAUUGCAGAAGGAGUGGUCCAAGGAGCACCGUCAAGAGGAAGUAGGAGGCAAACUGGUUGCGGAAACUUUGAACAAUAAAAUUUAAAGGGAAGAAAAAGUGACCGCUCCAGUCUCCGAAUUAGUUGUUGUGAAAAACAGGACCUGUUUCCGGUUAUUUUGACGGGACUUCAUACCAGGCUGUAUUAUGCAGCUGUUGACCAAUUGGACUGUGUGUGUCCCAGCUCCUGUCUAUAACUGCUCAAAAACAGUCAUUUUGUGGGCCGAAGGGUAAAUAAAUAUCUUAUUACAAAGUCAUUUUGUCUUAUUUUAUAUCACUUGAAAAGUAAAAUGGUUGACUGCAUCACGUAGAUAGUCCGUCUCAUGCAGAAAGCAAUGACACAUUUUUACAUGGGGAGGUAACAUACCUUGAGCAAUUUGUGCCCAUCCUAUGCUUGGGCUAGACUACUGUAACAGAAACUCAAAUGUUUUAUGAGACAUCGUCUCUUGCACUUUACACCACUAAUUAUAUGCUCCUAUGUAUGAUUUGCGAAACUGACAGUUCAAGUGAUAAUGUGAUUGAUAAAAUAAAAGUUACAUUUUUCUUU
Salmo salar (Atlantic salmon) is the source of this 3566-nucleotide messenger RNA. Its product is annotated as ATP-dependent RNA helicase SUPV3L1, mitochondrial. NCBI's taxonomy places the organism in Eukaryota, Metazoa, Chordata, Actinopteri, Salmoniformes, Salmonidae. The record is from RefSeq and is a predicted model, not a curated record. Gene Ontology annotation, molecular function: ATP binding; RNA helicase activity; hydrolase activity, acting on acid anhydrides. Gene Ontology annotation, cellular component: mitochondrial degradosome. Gene Ontology annotation, biological process: mitochondrial RNA 3'-end processing.